Molecule: messenger RNA, 1011 nt
Organism: Dichotomopilus funicola
Lineage: Eukaryota; Fungi; Ascomycota; Sordariomycetes; Sordariales; Chaetomiaceae
Exons: 3
Coding region: 1-1011 (336 amino acids)
Source: RefSeq, a predicted model, not a curated record
AUGGAUCUCCGCAGAGACGGCCACAUACACGACUACGAGGAGGUCUACCUUCCGAUCGCCUCCCUGAACGAUCACAGCCGUGAGAUCUUAACACGCGCCAUCACCAACGUUUUAUCGACAGAUCUUGCGAAACAAACCUACACUCAAAUAGUCGACGGAUUGCCGUUAUCGGAUGUAGCCCGUGACACAUAUCUACCGCCCCCUUAUUUCAGGCACCCGUUAUUCACUGAUCACAACGAACUCUGUACUGACUUACAUACGAUUCAGCUCCUCCUUUGGUAUCAACACACCGUUCCUGAACGCCCUCGGGCUUUGGUCGAGCUUGUGGCCAGAUGUGUCCACCAGAUCGGCGCUUGGCUUUAUCGGCAGGACCGGAGCCGGCACAAGGAAGAUGCCCUUGGUAAAUGGCGUCCUUCGGAGUCCGACGCCCGAUUCUACCCCAAGACAUUUCCAGAGACCCUAUUCUGUCACCCCUGGUACCGCGAUUACGACCAAUACCCGGGUGGAAUAGCAGACAGUGUGGGAUAUUGGGCCGAGGCCCGCAUCUUGGGCGGUGUGAUUGUGUUUGAUCGGCGUGACCCGAUAAUGGAGGAUAACGACGGUGUCUAUACGAUCGCAGACCGAAAACGCACCAUCUACCGUAUCUGCCGCUUUCUCGACGGCCAAGUGGAAGAUCUGGUAGAUUUCCUCCUCUCCGAAACCACCCCUUCGCCCGAGCAGUGCCCGCUUCCCAUCCUACCCGGUCCGAACAACGGUCAACGUUUCGAUCCCGAGAGUCCCAUCCUGAGGACCGGUGUUUGGCGCGAUCCAUGGGAGCGCCGCCUUCGUCCUCGUACUGAGAAAGAUCUUCGUAAUACCACAUCUGUCACGAACGAAUUCAAUUACGAGCCACAUUGGGACAUGGGGGAAGCGAAAGAGCGUUGUCGGAGGGAAAGAACUGAGAGGGGGUAUGCAUACCCGGGACCUCGCGUCAUUCUGCAGCUUGAUCAAACUUUCAGGUCUGCAGCUUGA